AUGGCGAGAAAAACCAACAAUUGCACCAUAUGCGAGAAUUCAAAUCAAGCUUCUAUAUGUUCUAUUUGUGUCAACUACAAGUUAAACGAGUAUUACACUACGUUGAAAUCAUUGAAAGAGCGUCGAGAUUUGUUGUACUCAAAGUUGAGCGAAGUUCUUGUCCGUAAGGGAAAGGGAGAUGAUCAAACAAAUUGGAGAGUGCUUCGACACGAAAAACUUGCAAGGUUGAGGGAGAAGCUCCACCAUAGUCAAGAACAAGUUACUCAAGGACGGGCUAAGAAUGAGACUAUAUCUGCUGAUCUGAAACAUAAAUAUGGAGUACUUGAUUCUGCCCUUUCUAUGUUGGAAAAGAAUCGAGUGGAGCAACUGGAGAAGUUUUACCCCAAUCUUAUAUGCACCCAAAGCUUAGGGCAUGGGGCGAUCACCUCUGAGCGUCUUCAUAAACAGUCUGUUGUCAUAAAACAAAUAUGCAAGUUGUUUCCACAACGGCGGGUAGUAGUCAAUAUACAGGGCAAGGAUGGAUUAUAUGAUCAAAUUUGUAAUGCACUCUUACCAAGAGCACUUGAUCUCAAGUCUGUUCCACCAGAAGAUCUUUCCGUGUCUUUAGGAUACACGGUGCAACUUCUAAAUCUUAUUGUUCACAACUUGGCUGCCCCAUCACUUCAUAACUCAGGUUUUGCGGGUUCUUGCUCUCGAAUAUGGCAACGUGAUUCUUAUUGGGAUGCACGGCCUUCCUCGAGGAGCAAUGAAUAUCCUCUUUUUAUACCUCGCCAACAUUAUUGCUCGACUAAUGGAGGAGAAAACUCAUGGACUGAUAAAAGUUCAACCAAUUUCGGUGUUGCUUCAAUGGAAUCUGACAGGAGGCCUUGUUUGGAUUCAUCUGGGAGUAGUAGCUUCAACUAUUCUUUAGCUUCUUCCCAUACGGUUCAAACAUAUAACGAUAUUCAACAAGGAAUUUCACUUUUAAAGAAAAGUGUAGCAUGUAUCACUGCCUACUGUUACAACUCCCUAUGUUUAGAUGUCCCUUCUGAGGCAUCUACGUUUGAAGCAUUUGCAAAGUUAUUGGCAACUCUCUCAUCAUCCAAGGAAGUUCGAUCUGUUUUCUCCUUGAAAAUGGUUCGCCCUAGGACAUGCAAACAAGUUCAACAAUUGAACAAAUCUGUAUGGAAUAUGAACUCUGCUAUUUUGUCAUCUACUUCGCUGGAAAGUGCACAUUGUGCGCCCACAUCGAGAAUUGAGAAUUAUAUACCGAGUUCUGCUGCUAGUUUUCUAUAUCCCACCGAUUCAUCUGAUCGAAAACGUGAGUGCCUGAUUGAAGGGUGGGAUAUUGUUGAACAUCCCACUCUUCCCCCUCCGCCAUCACAAACUGAGGAUGUUGAGCACUGGACUCGAGCCAUGUUCAUAGAUGCUAAAAGGAAAUGA
Messenger RNA from Lathyrus sativus (Indian pea), 1422 nucleotides. The record is from the annotation of a GenBank genome assembly. Lineage: Eukaryota; Viridiplantae; Streptophyta; Magnoliopsida; Fabales; Fabaceae.